CAGCUAACGAGGAACAAAUCUACGGUUUCCACGGCGCAGGCGCAGCCUCCUCCGUUCUUUCCGUUCCGCAGCCAUCUCGAGCUAUCAACGUGCCGAUUCUGUGAAGAAAAAUGGAGAACGAUUUGGGAAAUCUGGUCGACUUGUACAUCCCCCGAAAAUGCUCGGCGAGUAACCGUAUCAUCCACGCCAAGGAUCACGCGUCUAUACAGCUGAGCCUGGCCGAUGUCGAUCCAGAAACGGGACGCAUGACCGAUACCCACAAGAUGUACGCAAUCUGUGGAGCAAUUCGUCGAAUGGGAGAAUCCGACGAUUGCAUCGUGAGAUUGACGAAAAACGAUGGAUUAUUAUCUAAGAACUUUUAAUCUAAGUUAUGCGACACGUUUAUUUUCAAUAAAUUAAAAAAGAUAAAAUAGA
Temnothorax curvispinosus is the source of this 414-nucleotide messenger RNA. RefSeq names its product 40S ribosomal protein S21 (gene RpS21). Gene Ontology annotation, molecular function: structural constituent of ribosome. NCBI's taxonomy places the organism in Eukaryota, Metazoa, Arthropoda, Insecta, Hymenoptera, Formicidae. Bases 111 to 362 code for a protein of 83 amino acids. The transcript is spliced from 4 exons. Gene Ontology annotation, cellular component: cytosolic small ribosomal subunit; ribosome. Gene Ontology annotation, biological process: endonucleolytic cleavage to generate mature 3'-end of SSU-rRNA from (SSU-rRNA, 5.8S rRNA, LSU-rRNA); translation; endonucleolytic cleavage in ITS1 to separate SSU-rRNA from 5.8S rRNA and LSU-rRNA from tricistronic rRNA transcript (SSU-rRNA, 5.8S rRNA, LSU-rRNA). The record is from RefSeq and is a predicted model, not a curated record.